AUGUCCGACAACUCCAAAUUCACCCUCCAAAACCUCUUUAACGUCGAAGACCAGGUCGUCGUCGUCACCGGCGGUGGCACCGGCAUCGGCCUCAUGAUCGCCCAGGGCUUCGCCAACAACGGCGCCCGAGUCUACAUCACCUCCCGCCGCCGAGAGGUCCUCGAGGAGGUCGCGCGCACCUGGGGGUCCUCGCUCAAGCACCCCAAAGGCGCCCUCAUCCCUAUCCCGUGCGACGUUACCGACAAGACGUCAAUCAAGGCGCUCGUAAAGCAGAUCAGCGAGAAGGAGGACCAUGUCGACUGUCUUGUGAACAACGCGGGCUUACAGCUGCAGCAAACCGCUGUCGAAAUGGGCGACGAGUCGGCGGAGAAGCUUGCGGAUGCGCUGUUCAACGAGAGCCAGGAGGACUGGGAGGCCGUGUAUAGGACGAACGUGAUCGGCUACUUCUUCGUCGCGUCUGCGUUUAUUCCGCUGCUUGCUGCUGCGAGAAAGAAUGUGGGCGGGCACGAGUAUAGAGCGUCGAUUAUCAAUAUCACUUCAAUGUCUGGAAUGACGCGCGUGUCACAGAGCCAGUUCCACUACAACGCCUCCAAGGGCGCCAAUAUCCAGCUGAAUAACAUGCUCGCUCAAGAACUCCGGAGAGACGCUGUGCAGAUCCGCGUCAACAGCAUCGCUCCGGGCAUCUUCCCGUCCGAAAUGACGACUGGCGAGUCAAGCCAGGGCAAAUCGAACAUCCCAACCGAUUCUGACUGGGUCAAGCAAAACAAACCGCCCGCCGGUCGCGCAGGGCGGGAUGAGGAUAUGGCUCAGGCUGCCAUAAUGCUUGCUGUCAACCAGUACGCAUUCGGACAGACCCUUACGAUCGACGGAGGAUGGUUGCUCGAGCACCCUUGAGUGCCCAGGUUCUGUGUGCUUGUUGAGACGUUGUAUCAUAUAAGUACACUACGUAAAUGCCGUUAGCGAC
Coniophora puteana RWD-64-598 SS2 is the source of this 964-nucleotide messenger RNA. RefSeq names its product NAD(P)-binding protein. Bases 1 to 894 code for a protein of 297 amino acids. The record is from RefSeq and is a predicted model, not a curated record. NCBI's taxonomy places the organism in Eukaryota, Fungi, Basidiomycota, Agaricomycetes, Boletales, Coniophoraceae. The transcript has 4 exons.